AUGACGGAGAAAGCAUUUGUGAGCAGUCCUAUUGUUAGGGACUCGAGGCUGUUGGUGCCAAAGUCAUCAGCAUUUAAGCCAUACGUAUUACCGUUUUUCCCAUUAUACGCUACCUUUGCUCAACUAUAUUUUCAACAAUAUGAUCGUUACAUCAAGGGACCUGAGUGGACUUUUGUUUAUUUGGGGACACUGGUCUCUUUGAAUAUCCUGGUAAUGUUGAUGCCUGCUUGGAAUGUCAAGAUCAAGGCAAGUUUCAACUACAGUACUACUAAAAAUGUCAAUGAAGCUACUCACAUAAUCGUCUAUACUACCCCAAACAAUGGUUCUGACGAUAUUGUGGAAAUCCAAAGGGUCACCGAAGCAGGGUCUUUGCAAACUUUUUUUCAAUUCCAAAAGAAGAGAUUCUUGUGGCAUGAAGAUGAGCAAGUCUUUUCAUCACCUAAGUUUCUUGUGGAUGAAUCUCCAAAGGUUGGUGAUUUCCAAAAAAGUAAGGGACACUCUGGCGACUUGACUCAUUUGAGAAGACUAUAUGGUGAAAACAGUUUUGAUAUUCCUAUUCCAACUUUUAUGGAAUUGUUUAAGGAACAUGCAGUUGCACCAUUGUUUGUCUUCCAAGUAUUCUGUGUCGCAUUAUGGUUAUUAGAUGAGUUCUGGUAUUACUCUUUGUUCAAUUUGUUCAUGAUUAUUUCCAUGGAAGCUGCUGCAGUAUUCCAAAGAUUGACUGCGUUGAAGGAAUUCAGAACUAUGGGUAUCAAGCCAUACACUAUCAACGUGUUUAGAAAUAAAAAGUGGGUGGCCUUACCAAGUAAUGAAUUGUUACCUAUGGAUUUGGUCUCUGUAACAAGAACUGCUGAAGAUAGCGCGAUGCCAUGUGAUCUGAUCUUGGUUGAUGGUUCUUGUAUUGUCAAUGAAGCAAUGCUUUCAGGUGAAUCUACUCCAUUAUUAAAGGAGUCCAUCAAAUUGCGCCCUAGUGAAGACAGUCUACAAUUGGACGGUGUUGAUAAGAUUGCCGUACUACACGGUGGUACAAAAGCCUUGCAAGUUACUCCUCCUGAACACAAAUCCGAUAUUCCACCACCACCUGAUGGAGGUGCUUUAGCAAUUGUCACUAAAACUGGGUUUGAAACAUCUCAAGGUUCUUUAGUUCGUGUUAUGAUUUAUUCUGCGGAACGUGUUUCUGUUGACAAUAAGGAAGCAUUGAUGUUCAUCCUCUUCUUGUUAAUUUUCGCUGUUGUUGCCUCCUGGUACGUUUGGGUUGAAGGUACAAAAAUGGGUAGAAUUCAAUCUAAAUUGAUUUUAGACUGUAUUUUGAUUAUUACAUCUGUUGUUCCUCCUGAAUUGCCAAUGGAAUUAACCAUGGCCGUUAAUAGUUCCUUAGCUGCCCUUUCCAAAUUUUAUGUCUAUUGUACUGAACCAUUUAGAAUCCCAUUCGCUGGUAGAAUUGAUGUAUGUUGUUUCGACAAGACUGGUACUUUGACAGGCGAAGAUCUUGUUUUUGAAGGUUUAGCUGGUAUUUCUGAAGACGGUGAAAAUAUUCGUCACUUAUAUAGUGCAGCCGAAGCACCAGAAAGUACAAUCCUCGUUAUUGGCGCUGCUCAUGCUCUAGUUAAGCUAGAUGAUGGUGAUGUUGUUGGUGAUCCAAUGGAAAAGGCUACCUUGAAGGCUAUCGGUUGGGCUGUUGAGAAAAAGAAUACCACUUUCAGAGAAGGUACUGGUAAGUUGAAUGUCAUCCGUAGAUUCCAAUUUUCUUCUGCUUUGAAAAGAUCAGCUUCUAUUGCCUCUCACAAUGACACUCUGUUCGCUGCUGUUAAAGGUGCACCUGAAACUAUUCGUGAAAGGCUUUCCAACAUUCCCAAGAACUACGAUGACAUUUACAAGUCUUUUACACGUUCUGGUUCAAGAGUUUUGGCUUUGGCUUCUAAACAAUUACCAAAACUAUCUCAACCUAAAAUUGAAGAAUUGACCCGUGAUGAAGUUGAAUCAGACUUAAUUUUCAAUGGGUUCUUGAUUUUCCACUGUCCCUUGAAAGAGGACGCUAUUGAAACGAUUAAAAUGUUGAAUGAAUCUUCCCAUCGUUCUGUUAUGAUUACCGGUGAUAACCCACUGACUGCAGUUCACGUAGCUAAGGAAGUUGGGAUUGUUUUUGGUGAAACUUUGAUUUUGGAUAGAGCUGGAAAAUCAGACGAUGGCCAAUUGUUGUUCCGUGAUGUUGAAGAAACGAUCACUAUUCCAUUUGAUCCAUCAAAGGAUACUUUUGAUCAUUCUCAAUUAUUUGAUAGAUACGAUAUUGCUGUUACUGGUUAUGCUUUAAGUGCCUUAKACGGACACUCUCAAUUAAGGGACUUGUUACGUCACGCUUGGGUCUAUGCACGUGUAUCACCAUCUCAAAAGGAAUUCUUGUUGAAUACACUUAAGGAUAUGGGAUAUCAAACCCUUAUGUGUGGUGAUGGUACUAACGAUGUUGGUGCCUUGAAACAAGCUCACGUUGGUAUUGCAUUGUUAAACGGUACUGAAGAAGGCUUGAAUAAGUUGGGUGAACAACGUAGAAUGGAAACUAUGAAAAUGAUGUACAUCAAACAAACUGAAUUCAUGGCUAGAUGGAACCAACCACAGCCACCUGUUCCUGAACUUAUUGCCCACUUAUUCCCUCCUGGUCCAAAGAAUCCUCAUUAUUUGAAAACUUUAGAAAGUAAAGGUACUAUUAUUACUCCAGAAAUGAGAAAACUAGUUGAAGAAGCGAAUGCUAAACCCGUUGAAGUUAUCAAACCAAACGGAUUAACCGAGAAGAAGCCAACCGAUUUGGCUUCUAUGUUAUUGGAUUCUGCCGGUGAUGCUCAAGGUGAUGAGGCUCCAGCUCUAAAGUUAGGUGAUGCAUCUUGUGCUGCUCCAUUUACCUCUAAACUUGCUAAUGUUUCUGCUGUUACCAAUAUUAUACGUCAAGGUCGUUGUGCUUUAGUCAAUACCAUUCAAAUGUACAAAAUCUUAGCUUUGAAUUGUCUAAUUAGUGCCUAUUCCUUGUCUAUCAUUUAUAUGGCUGGUGUCAAGUUCGGUGAUGGUCAAGCUACUGUUUCUGGUUUAUUGUUGUCAGUCUGUUUCUUGAGUAUUUCCCGUGGUAAGCCUUUACAAAAAUUAUCAAAGCAAAGACCUCAAGCUGGAAUUUUCAAUGUUUAUAUCAUGGGAUCCAUUUUAUCUCAAUUUGCUAUUCACAUUGCUACUUUGGUUUACAUCACAACGGAAAUCUACAAAUUGGAACCUAGAGAGCCACAAGUUGAUCUCGAAAAGCAGUUUGCUCCAUCUCUAUUAAACACAGGUAUUUUCAUUAUUCAAUUGGUGCAACAAGUCUCUACAUUUGCUGUUAACUAUCAAGGUGAACCAUUUAGAGAAAACAUUAGAAGUAACAAGGGUAUGUAUUACGGUUUAAUAGGUGUGACAGGUUUGGCACUUGCAAGUGCAACAGAGUUUUUCCCUGAGCUGAACGAGGCUAUGAAGUUUGUGCCAAUGAGCGACGACUUUAAGAUAAAAUUGACCUUGACACUGCUACUUGAUUUCUUUGGUAGUUGGGGUGCUGAACAAGUCUUCAAAUUCUUCUUUAUGGAUGACAAGCCAUCUGACAUUUCUAUUCAAAAGGUCAAGAUUGCUUCCAAAUGA
Molecule: messenger RNA, 3648 nt
Organism: Saccharomyces eubayanus
Lineage: Eukaryota; Fungi; Ascomycota; Saccharomycetes; Saccharomycetales; Saccharomycetaceae
Gene: SPF1
Product: ion-transporting P-type ATPase SPF1
Exons: 1
Coding region: 1-3648 (1215 amino acids)
Biological process (GO): intracellular calcium ion homeostasis
Cellular component (GO): endoplasmic reticulum membrane
Molecular function (GO): ATP hydrolysis activity; P-type ion transporter activity; ATP binding
Source: RefSeq, a predicted model, not a curated record